Molecule: messenger RNA, 2154 nt
Organism: Sungouiella intermedia
Lineage: Eukaryota; Fungi; Ascomycota; Pichiomycetes; Serinales; Metschnikowiaceae
Source: the annotation of a GenBank genome assembly
AUGUUGUCCAAAUCGUUGAGAGUUUCCAAAAGACUCUUGAGCUCAUCUGCUCAAAGACUCGCCGAGGUGCUGGUCACGGUCGAUGGUAAAACCGUCAUGAUCGAGGCCGGCUCCUCCAUUAUCCAAGCCGCCGAUAAGGCUGGCGUGGUCAUUCCUAGAUACUGUUACCAUGAGAAAUUGGCCAUUGCCGGUAACUGCCGUAUGUGUCUUGUUGACGUUGAGAGAAUGCCAAAGUUGAUUGCCUCAUGUGCCAUGCCAGUUCAGAACGGAAUGGUCGUCCACACCGACAGCGAGAGAAUCACCAGAGCCCGUGAGGGUGUCACGGAGAUGUUGUUGGAGAACCAUCCAUUGGAUUGUCCUGUUUGUGACCAGGGUGGAGAGUGUGACUUGCAAGAGCAGUCGCAGAGAUAUGGGUCUGACAGAGGUAGAUUUCUGGAGGUGAUGGGUAAGAGAGCUGUAGAAAACAAGGCCAUUGGUCCAUUGGUCAAGACCUCCAUGAACAGAUGUAUCCACUGUACGAGAUGUGUGCGUUUCAUGAACGAUGUGGCUGGUGCCCCAGAGUUGGGUACUGCUGGUAGAGGUAACGACAUGCAGAUUGGUACUUACAUCGAGCGUAACAUCAAUUCCGAAAUGUCCGGUAACAUCAUCGACUUGUGUCCUGUGGGAGCAUUGACGUCCAAGCCUUAUGCUUUCAGAGCCAGACCUUGGGAGUUGAAGAGAACCGAGACCAUCGACGUAAUGGACGCCAUUGGUUCCAAUGUUAGAGUGGACGCAAGAGGAAUUGAGGUGAUGCGUGUGAUGCCUAGAUUGAACGAUGAGGUUAACGAAGAGUGGAUCUCUGAUAAGUCCAGAUUUGCCUGUGACGGUUUGAAGACCCAGAGAUUGACCACACCAUUGAUUAAGAACGGCGACCACUUCGAAACUGCCUCUUGGGAUGAGGCUUUGUCCACCAUUGCCUCUGCAUACAACUCUAUCAAGCCUUCUGGUAACGAGUUGAAGGCCAUUUCCGGUGCAUUGGUGGAUGCCGAGUCCAUGGUCGCCUUGAAGGACUUGGUCAACAGAUUGGGUUCCGAAAACACCGUCACAGACGUUGAACAGGCCACCUCUGCCCAUGGUGUGGACAUCAGAUCCAACUAUAUCUUCAACUCCAGCAUCGAGGGUGUGGAAGACGCCGACCAGAUCUUGCUUGUUGGUACUAACCCAAGACACGAGGCUGCUGUUUUGAACUCUAGAAUCAGAAAGGUUUGGUUGAGACUGGCCUUGGAAAUCGCCCAUGUUGGACAGGAAUUCGAUUCUACCUUCAACGUGGAGAAGUUGGGUACCACCGCAGCCGACUUGAAGACCGCCUUGAAGGGUGAGUACGGUAAGAAGUUGGCUAACGCUAAGAACCCAUUGAUCAUUGUUGGAUCUGGUGUAGCACACUCCGAGGAUGCCGAGGCUAUCUUCAGCACUGUGGCUGAGUUUGCUUCUAAGAACAAGAACUUCAACACUGAGGGCUGGAAUGGUGUCAACUUGUUGCACCGCGAGGCUGCCCGUGUGGCUGCCUUGGACCUCGGUUUCCAGAACUUAUCUGGUGAAUCUCCAAAGGCCAAGUUUGUCUACUUGCUUGGUGCCGAUGAGAUCUCUGGUGCAGACGUUCCUAAGGACGCCUUCGUAGUCUACCAGGGUCACCACGGUGACGUGGGUGCAUCUUUUGCCGACGUCAUCUUGCCAGGUGCCGCAUACACUGAGAAGUCUGCCACUUACGUCAACACUGAGGGUAGAUCCCAAACCACUAGAGCUGCUACCAACGCUCCAGGUGCCGCCCGUGAAGACUGGAAGAUUAUUAGAGCAUUGUCUGAAUACUUGGGCGCAACUUUGCCUUACGACGACUUGUAUGCUGUCAGAGAGAGAUUGGGGGAGAUUGCUCCACACUUUGUCAGACACGACGUGAUCGAGCCAGUUUCCGAGGAGAUUGUCACUGUUGGUCUUAAGGACAUUUUGAACAGACACCAGAGCACCAAGAUCAGCGGCAUUCCAUUGAAGAACCCAAUCGACAACUUCUACUUCACCGACGUGAUUUCGAGAUCUUCGCCCACUAUGGCUAAGUGUGUGUCGUCAUUUGGUGCCAAGGUGGACAAGAUCACCGAUCCAAAGCCAGACGUGAACUUUUAA